Ceratotherium simum simum (southern white rhinoceros) is the source of this 2507-nucleotide messenger RNA. NCBI's taxonomy places the organism in Eukaryota, Metazoa, Chordata, Mammalia, Perissodactyla, Rhinocerotidae. The record is from RefSeq and is a predicted model, not a curated record.
UCUGUGUGCUGUGGGUCAUGGCUAACGUCUCCAAGAAGGUGUCGUGGUCCGGCCGCGACCUGGACGACGACGAGGCGGCGCCGCUGCUGCGGAGGGCGGCGCGGCCCGAGAGUCCGGCCGGCGAGGGCACGCCGCUGCUGAACGGGGCGGGGCCCGCCGCCGCCCGCCAGUCGCCCCGUUCUGUGUUUUUCCGGAUUGGACAGAUGAGCAACGUGGAGCUGGACGAUGAGCUUCUGGACCCAGAGAUGGACCCCCCUCAGCCUUUCCCCAAGGAGAUCCCACACAAUGAGAAGCUCCUGUCCCUCAAGUACGAGAGCUUGGACUAUGACAACAGUGAGAACCAGCUGUUCCUGGAGGAGGAGAGGCGGAUCAACCACAUGGCCUUCCGGACGGUGGAGAUCAAGCGCUGGGUCAUCUGCGCCAUGAUCGGGAUUCUCACAGGCCUUGUGGCCUGCUUCAUUGACAUUGUGGUGGAGAACUUGGCUGGCCUGAAGUACAGGGUCGUCAAGGACAAUAUCGACAGGUUCACGGAGAAGGGCGGGCUGUCCUUGUCCCUUGUGCUGUGGGCCGCACUGAACGCCGCAUUCGUGUUCAUAGGCUCUGUGAUCGUCGCCUUCAUAGAGCCGGUUGCUGCUGGCAGCGGGAUCCCCCAGAUCAAGUGUUUCCUCAACGGGGUGAAGAUCCCCCAUGUAGUGCGGCUCAAGACUCUGGUGAUCAAGGUGUGUGGUGUGAUCCUGUCCGUGGUGGGAGGACUGGCCGUGGGAAAGGAGGGGCCGAUGAUUCACUCAGGCUCCGUGAUUGCUGCUGGGGUGUCCCAGGGGAGGUCAACGUCGCUGAAGCGAGAUUUCAAGAUCUUCGAGUACUUCCGCAGAGACACGGAGAAGCGGGACUUUGUCUCAGCAGGAGCUGCGGCUGGAGUGUCCGCUGCGUUUGGAGCCCCCGUGGGUGGGGUCCUGUUCAGCUUAGAGGAAGGUGCCUCCUUCUGGAACCAGUUCCUGACAUGGAGAAUCUUCUUUGCUUCCAUGAUUUCCACCUUCACCUUGAACUUUGUCCUAAGCAUCUAUCAUGGAAACAUAUGGGAUCUGUCCAGCCCGGGCCUCAUCAACUUUGGAAGAUUUGACACGGAGACCAUGGUGUACACGAUCCAUGAGAUCCCCAUCUUCAUCGCCAUGGGCGUGGUGGGUGGUGUUCUUGGAGCCGUGUUCAAUGCCUUGAAUUAUUGGCUGACCAUGUUUCGAAUCAGGUACAUCCACCGGCCAUGCCUCCAGGUGAUCGAGGCAGUGCUGGUGGCCGCUGUCACGGCCACAGUCGCCUUCGUGCUGAUUUACUCGUCGCGGGAUUGCCAGCCCCUGCAGGGAAGUGCUGUGUCCUACCCGCUCCAGCUCUUCUGUGCAGAUGGGGAGUACAACUCCAUGGCCGCGGCCUUCUUCAACACCCCGGAGAAGAGUGUGGUCAGCCUUUUCCACGACCCCCCAGGCUCCUACAACCCUGCAACCCUUGGCCUCUUCACCCUGGUCUACUUCUUCCUGGCUUGCUGGACCUACGGGCUCACAGUGUCCGCCGGUGUCUUCAUCCCGUCCCUGCUCAUCGGGGCUGCCUGGGGCCGGCUCUUUGGCAUAUCCCUGUCCUACCUCACAGGGGCUGCGAUCUGGGCGGACCCUGGCAAGUAUGCCCUGAUGGGAGCGGCUGCCCAGCUGGGUGGGAUCGUGAGGAUGACGCUGAGCCUGACGGUCAUCAUGAUGGAGGCCACCAGCAACGUGACUUACGGCUUCCCCAUCAUGCUGGUCCUGAUGACCGCCAAGAUUGUGGGGGACGUCUUCAUCGAGGGCCUGUACGACAUGCACAUCCAGCUGCAGAGUGUGCCCUUCCUGCACUGGGAAGCCCCCGUCACCUCGCACUCGCUCACCGCCAGGGAGGUGAUGAGCACGCCGGUCACCUGCCUGCGGAGGAGGGAGAAGGUGGGCGUCAUUGUGGAUGUGCUCAGCAGCACGACGUCCAAUCACAAUGGCUUCCCUGUGGUGGAGUGCGCCGACGACACCCAGCCGGCCCGGCUCCAGGGCUUAAUUCUGCGCUCCCAGCUGAUCGUCCUGCUGAAGCACAAGGUGUUCGUGGAGCGGUCCAACAUGGGCCUGGUGCGGCGGCGGCUGAGGCUGAAGGAUUUCCGCGACGCCUACCCCCGCUUCCCCCCAAUCCAGUCCAUCCAUGUGUCCCAGGACGAGCGCGAGUGCACCAUGGACCUGUCAGAGUUCAUGAACCCCUCCCCCUACACCGUGCCCCAGGAUGCGUCUCUCCCGAGGGUGUUCAAGCUCUUCCGGGCCCUGGGCCUCAGGCACCUGGUCGUGGUGGACAACCACAAUCAGGUGGUCGGGCUGGUGACCAGGAAGGACCUGGCCAGGUACCGGCUUGGGAAGCGGGGCCUGGAGGAGCUCUCGCUUGCCCAGACGUGAGGCCCUGGCCACUGCUCCUGGGGUUCCCGCCUCGCUCCGUGUGCAGUGGCAAAUCCAGCG